Papaver somniferum (opium poppy) is the source of this 958-nucleotide messenger RNA. RefSeq lists its product as uncharacterized. The coding region runs from base 195 to 809 and encodes 204 amino acids. The transcript has a single exon. The record is from RefSeq and is a predicted model, not a curated record. Lineage: Eukaryota; Viridiplantae; Streptophyta; Magnoliopsida; Ranunculales; Papaveraceae.
CAUAGCAUUGCAGCAGCUGUUUACCAGGGACACGAAUCCUACUCUCCUUCGAAUACUUCCCGGUUUCCUUUUCCUGGAAUCCCUUCUCCUAUAAAAACAGCCCCUGAUUUGUAAUAGGUUUGCCAAAACAGAUAAACUUCAAAGUUCAGAGAAACAAAAAAAUCUUUCUUCUCCCACAGCAAUAACCAGAUAGAAUGGCUUCAUCCUUAUCAAGAAGGUCUAGUACAAGCAGCGGUCCGGUCUUAUCAUCAUAUUCUUCAACAGGUUUUGCAUCAGCAAGUUCGAGAUUUUCUUCUCCAUCUACAGCGGCAGCUGCUAGUAUGGUUAGAAAUAGUUCCUCGUGUUUUGAUCAUAAUAAUCAUAGAUCAGCAUCUCCUACCCGAGUGAAUCUUUAUAAUUUUAGUAGCGGACUGUCAUCGUCAUCCACGAAGAUAUCUAACUCUGGUAAAAGUAGUAGAUCAGUGGCAGUAAAUUCUGCAUGUCAACAUCAGAAUCGGGUACCGUCGUCUACAAAUCAGCCGAAGCGGACAUGUAUGUGUUCACCAACAAACCAUCCAGGAUCAUUCCGUUGCAGUCUUCACAAAAGUAUUAAUAAUAACUCGUCAUCGGCAAAUAAUUAUCAAUCAAAUAAUCAACGGUUGAGUGCACGUAGAUCGGCCAUGACGAAUUCGUUAGUGAGAAUUAGCACAGUUGAAGGAGAUUUGGUUAAAAGAGCUUUAGCGUCUUUAAUUCGUCCUUCGUCUCAUAAUCAGAGAAGAAGAUCAGGUUUUCAACCAAGGCCGAGUAGGCUUUCAGUUAUGUCUAGAUAAUAAUGGCAGAUGUUUUCACAUAUUAGAGGUUCUUUUUUGAUAACUCCUCGUCUGAUCAAUGUCUCAAAGUCUUGAAGUGUAUAUAUACUAGGAUGUCACAGUUAAAUUGAAACAUUAAUAAUGAAUCGGAAUUUUGUAGUUCUUUUAAA